This is a messenger RNA of Lodderomyces theae, 1755 nucleotides long. RefSeq lists its product as uncharacterized. Lineage: Eukaryota; Fungi; Ascomycota; Pichiomycetes; Serinales; Debaryomycetaceae. The transcript has a single exon. The record is from RefSeq and is a predicted model, not a curated record. The coding region runs from base 1 to 1755 and encodes 584 amino acids.
AUGAGUGCUACUCCAGACUUGGGUCGGAGUUCAACAUCAGCAGCGUCUCCAGCAAUGACAACAACCACAACAACAGCAGCGGCAGCAGUACCGAACCAACCAAAGUCAUUCACUGACUACACCACUCCUUCACCUAUUGAAGAGGAACGUAUUCAUAAACCACAGCAGGAGAGAUUCUCGCCCACAAAUGCCGAUUUAUUGUCCACUUUAAAGGACUUCAAUGUCGACAAGACAAAAUACAAACAUUAUGGACACCUGUCCCUGAUGAAUGCCCAAAUUUUGGAGAAAGUUAUGCACAUGAAUACUCCAGAACAAGAAAGUGGCUCCUCACUGAAUACUGGUAAACCAAAGGUGGAGGAGGAGAUGGCUCGGGUGUUAGCCGCAUUGCCAAACACCAUUGAACAAAAAGGGGCACAGUCUCAGAGUACAGACCUAUUGAGUGAAUUGAUCCAAUUGCAAAUAGAACAAGAAAGGACAAAACAAAGUGUACUCAAAAAGGAGAUUGGCAAUACCGCAUUACAAUUGUUUGCCAUUGCUAAAGAGUUGAAUGUGAAUGCCGACCUCAUUCCAUUUUUGUUUGCAUCAGAUUCUAUAACACUUCAAGGAUUGAAUAAUCUGAUUGACAGAUUGAAGCAAGAUCCCACUGGUACAAUUAAUGAUCUUACUGAGCACUCGAGACAGUCCGAGGUUGAAAUGUCAAGAUACAAGAGAAAGCACUCAGACACACAAUUGCCAUCGUUUUCAGAAACAGCACAAAGUAUAAUUGGCUCGAAUAUUGCAUCUCCACUGCGAUCACCAAACAAGACACCAGCAUUGGCACAUAGAAGGGUAGUAUCCGAUAGCAGUGACUCAACCACCAAAGGAUCUUCACCUAUUAAUUCCGGUUUCUUGCCACUCCUGUUUAUUGUCAACUCAAACGAGUCUGAGCAAAACCCUGAACCGCAACAUCGUCAUCAACAUCAUCAACAACAACAACAACAACAACAACAACAACAAGAGCAACAUUCUCAUGCAUCUCUGGGUAUAACUCAAAGCCAGCUGCUACAACAUCUGCCAAAUAUACAACCACAACCUUCACCUCCGCCUACUACUUACCCUGCUAGUCACUACACUACUCCACAACACGUCCCCAAACCACCUCCGCCAGCACCACAGGCACCACAGGCACCACAAGCACCACAGAUACAACACUUACCACUACCACCUGCUGCUGGACACGCCACAAACCCACAACCUACCCCUGGUCAUGAAAUGUCCAACCUGGGCUCUCCACAUUUGCCAAAAUAUCCUCUUGUACAUCCUCACGCAUAUCACCAAGGCGGCUCCAAUUAUAUUCCUCAGCAAUACCCUUAUUAUGUAUCUACAUCCCCUUCAGCUUACAAUCACCAUGCAUAUGCUUCUACUAAUGCAGUCGGAUCUUCUCCACAACAGCAACAGCAGCUCCAGCCUUCGCUUCAAGUGUCGUCACCAAACCAGCCACAGCAGAAUUCUUCACCUGGUCAAAUAUCACCUCGUCCAGUGUACCAGCAAAAACCACACACUAAUUCUUCUCAAUCCACUAAGAAACAACCUGUUCCUACACACCAGUUUGAGUCUAGUGAUUCCAAAAAGAUUGUGUUUAAAUCAGUGGAUGAGGACGCACCAGCUUCAAAGAGGCAAAAGAAUUCUAAGCAGACUGGAAGUAUCAAUUUCAUGAUAACGACACCAAAGAACCCACCAGCAAGGAAGUACAACAAUCCUAACAAGGAGAAGUGA